AUGGCGGCGGCGGCGGCGGCGGCAAAUUAGGGCAGAGCUCGCACCGCCGUGCGCGCGCGCGCGCCCACCACCCCCGGCGGACCGACCCGGAGCAGCGCCGCUCCUCGCCCGGCCCGCCCGCCCCCUCCGCUCCCUCCUCCUCCCCGCCCCCUCCGCGCCCCGCGGCGCUCGCAGUCUUCCUCAGUUACCCAGAGAAAACCCUACGUGCCCCGUAAGAGCACUGCCGCAUUGCAAGCCAACCCGAUGGCGUCCUCUACUGCUGUGCCUGUAGGAUUUCACUAUGAAACAAAAUAUGUAGUUCUUAGCUACCUGGGACUUUUAUCACAAGAGAAGCCACAAGAGCAUCCUCCUCCUUCUACUCAAGGGACUCAACAACAGCUUAUGGCACAACAUGCUUUGGAGAAAGAGGCUUUGGAGAAGAUUAAAAUAGAAAUCGAGGAGGAGCUCAAACGUCUUGAUGAAGAAAUCUUGGAAGCAUUUACCACUACAGGAUUUGACUGUCACACUUCCCCAGUGUUCAGUCCUGCCAAUCCAGAGAGCUCAAUAGAAGACUGCCUGGCUCAUUUGGGAGAAAAGGUGGCCCAGGAAUUGAAAGAACAUCUUCACAAAGCACUGCAGAGCUUGCUUAGCAAGCCAGUGACAUAUCAAGAAUAUCGAGAGCGUACACAAGAGACAGCCGCUCAUGCCAGCGGAUGGAACAAGGUCUUGGUACCCCUGGUUCUGCUACAACAGUUUCUGAUGGAGUUAACUAGACAGGGCCAGGAACCACUGAGUGCACUUGUGAACUUUGGGGUGACAUAUCUAGAAGACUAUUCUGCAGACUAUAUCAUUCAACAAGGAGGAUGGGGGACAGUCUUUACUUUGGAAUGUGAAGAGGAAGAGUACCCCGGGCUCAUCGCAGAGGACAGUAACGACAUCUACAUCCUGACCAGUGACAACUCGGGACAGGUGAGCCCCCCAGAGUCCCCCACGGUGACCACGUCGUGGCAGUCGGAGAGCCUGCCUGUCUCCCUGUCAGCGAGUCAGAGCUGGCACACGGAGAGCCUGCCAGUCUCCCUGGGACCCGAGUCCUGGCAGCAAGUGGCCAUGGAUCCUGAAGAAGUCAAAAGCCUGGACAGCAACGGAGGGGGUGAAGAGAGGAGUGAGAACAACUCUUCCAACUCGGAUAUUGUUCAUGUGGAGAAGGAAGAGAUACCGGAGGGGAUUGAGGAAGCAGUGGUGUCAGCUGUCGCUGCAGAGACCAUGCAGGCAGCGCUUCCCGAAACCCCUGCUUCUUUACAGGAAGUAAAACCUCAAGCCGAAAUUGCUGCUGUUGAAAAAGCACAUCCCUCCGCACUUCUGCGUACGAAACAGGAGGAAAAGGGAAAAGUGGCCGAAGAGCUUGUUGAACCUGAAAUCCCCAUAUUAAGUAAACCUGUCCCAAAGUUAGCCCCAUCAGAAGAAAAGGCUGCACCAGAACCUGAGAAAAUACUGCUUCCAGGGGAAAAAAAAGUGGGGAAAGAGGGCCAUUUGGAAGAAAUAGAAGAGAAAUCCUCCGCUGCAGAGGAGAAGCCUAUCUUAUUGCCGGAAGGGAAAUCUAUAUUGCUGUAUGGUGGGGCUGCUGCGGUAGCUAUAUUAGCUGUAGCAGUCGGAGUAGCACUGGCGCUUAGAAAAAAGUAAGGGAGCUCUCUUGAGGAGGAGGAGGGGGGGAGAGAGAAGAGAGCACAAUCCAAUUUUUAUAGUUGUGUUACCUAAAGGUUGAGCUGCCUGCUGUUUAAUUGGACAUUUGACUAACUUAAUGGUGAUGGGGUGAGGCUGUUCAAUAAGCCUCCAGCUGUGGACAAUCAUGUUUUUAGUAGAAUUGGGGCGGGGACUGGUUUUUCGUGACUAAAGUACAGGGGUAUUUUUAAAAAAAAUAAUAAUAAAUUCUGCAAAUUUAAGAACUUAAGUGCAGGUGCUGAAGAAAGGGGUGCUCAUACUCUAGGAACUGGAACAGAGAAUCCCCAGGGGAAGGGGACAGCCAGCUGCUGCCAACCCCUGGAGUUUUUGGCUUCUCAGACUGACCGCUAUUGCAGCUGUGCUGUCUUGUCACUUCCCAUCAUGCCCCCAAGCCCCCUCUAACAAACAUUAGCCCACCUGAGUCCUGUAGCGAGAGGCUGGUCUCCCUUUUGUCUCGGCUUCCUCUCAGGUACAGCACUGCUCCUCGUAACCUCGCAGGUUCCUCUAAGCCCCAGUGGGAGAGUGCUUAUUCUUACCUCUUUGCUCACACCGAUUUUGGCCCCUAACAUUUACUGGAGCCCCAUCCUGUAAAGAUGCUGCCUCUGUAUAGCUGUAUUAUCUCUGAGCAUCCUGGUGUUCCAGGUGGAGGGACACUGCUAUUUGCUGGUUCAAGAGUCCAUUUGCUCCGCUCCUUCCCAGCCCACUUCACUGCCACCCUUGAGUUACCAGAGGUGCAGAAUUCAUGCUGGACACGGUACCGUUCUGAUCACUGUUCUGAUACCGGGGUAUGUUCAGCAAAGGUACGGCAAAACUAUGUGGAAGUGAGGCCAGUGCCUCCUGUGCUGUUCAGAGGUCAAACGCUAUGCUGUCCUUUAUCAUGCUGCAGUCUGUAAUGUCUUUCCCAGGUUAAGCACAGAGCGCAUUUAGUCCUAACUUGGUCUUGGCUGUGACAGAAUCCCAGAAAGAUAAAGCCAUGGAUUCUAGUAACUGAGCAAAACAGCAUUAAAACAUCUCUCUCUGCCUGUUCCUGACCUGACUCAAGAGUGUUGUUCAGUGCGGCUUCUUUUGUGACUCUGAAUCUGUAAGUAGCUAAACUUACAGGUUCACAAAUGAUGAGGUUACUUUGGCAAAAAGGAAAUCCCUCUUCCUGGCAGUCACGCCACUUCAAAUGUGCAUGGAGAGAAACUUGUUGCGUAUUGCCAUUACAUAUUAGUUACGUCAGAUCCAGCCGCAAGUGUUCCUCUUUCAGUGCGCGUUUCGGUGUCUGUCUUGGGCCAUACAGCAGCUCUGGGCAAGACCCUAGGCUUUCCAGGCAGAACUACUGAUGCAUCUAAGAGCGUUUGUGCUGGCCUUGUCGCUUAGACCAGGUGGAGUUAGGUGAAAGGGAACUUGGGAUAAUGUCGAAAUCAAAAUGCGAGCUUAUGGGAAACUUACUCUUCAUAAAGCACAAAGACAAGGUCCUUUAUUUCUAAAUAACCUUAUCUAGAGUAUGUCUUCUAAUGAGCCUGUUUCGUAAGCGAUCUGAGAAUGAAGAUAUUUUAGCACAUUCUCUAUUUUAGGAUAUUCUUGCUACAUUUUCCUGUCCCACCUGUAUCCCAUGGAUGCUGGGAAGUCAGUAAGAACCAGGCAGAUUCUGAGGAAUUUUUUUUGUUUAAGCUUUUAUGAGUGGAUUUGCUAGAAAACUUCUUGGAUUUUGAACUGCGUGUGAAGUUGAAUAUUAAGAGGAAGGGUUGUCGUGUGUGUACUGUUGUGUGGACCGAACUUGGGAGCUCUGGAGUUCUGGACUUUUCUGUUGAUCAUGGAUUGCUCUUUCUCCAUGUACAAAAGGUAGCAGGUUGGCCUCAACAGAAAAAAAAUCAUCUUUACCACGUUACAAAAUGGAAUUGACUUUUUUGCCAUUUCCUGGUGCCCUCCUGGUACUCUCAUUGCUGUGCUGUGUGCCCAGAACUGGUCACUGGGACCUCCUCACACCAUGAACUCUCUGAUGUCUGCCUUCCCACCACCGCAGUUCCCUCUCCUGGCCCCUCACAGAAGCUUCCCUCACGUGGAGAGGAGAGGUGUCUUUAUGCUCCUUUUGUCAUGGACGUGCACAAAUGUUUAUGGUUUUGCUUCAUUUCACGUGUUGCAAGCGUUUAUCAAGUGACGCAGUCUGUGAGGGUACCUGGCUGUUCCUCUGUGACAAGGGCUGCUCUACUGCCUGGUGGCGAGCUGGGGUAGCUCUGCCCCUCUGCUGCUUUGCUGAUGGCUUUGGUUUCUUCCCCAGGCGUGUUCUGUGUGGGAGAAAGGCCGUUCUUCACCUGAACUACUUCCUCUCCUUAGUGGAGAUGAUGCAUUUACCACGUGGGACAUCCCCCAUCUGUAGCCACACAGCAGGUUACACAGAAGUACCGCCAUGCACUCUGAAGCAAAGAUGGACUUUGUGAACACUGGAUAACUUGUGUACAAACUGGGGGGUGUCGUGGUGGUGGUGUUUUAGUUCUUCUCUGCACCCAGUUGUUUCAGGAAAGGGGUGCAGGACAGACGAGAAGGAUAAAUCCAUUGCAGCUAGGGAAGAAGCCCCUAGCUUGUUGGCACAAGGAGCCCAGUGGGGCAUUAAAUAAAAAGUGUAGUCUCCCACACACAGCAGUAAGGUGGCAGAAGUAAUAAGGAGAAUAAAUUACUUCGUUAAGCAUUUUCGCGGUGAGGCAGAAGCCUUGACUAUCUGGUGUGUUGCUACAUUUAAUGGAGCAUCAUCUGCACCAUGUGUUUUGGUUGCGUGGUCCCUUCUGCUUCUCAUUUUAGGGUCUUCCAGCUUUGACUAGUCGGUAAGAAUUUUUACCCUCUUCUGCCCCACCCCACUGACCAUGCAUUUAGAAAAUUUAUUGUAUGUGUCUCCUUCCUUUGGGAACACUCCAUUACCUAAAAAGGUCAGUUAUGGACUUGAAUUCUGCUGAAUUUGGAGUUCUGCGGUCACAGCUGGGACAGGUCCUGUGGAAGUCACCAAGGGUGGAAAAGCUGAGAUGACAGUGUUCUUACAGACUCGAGUGCCAGGCUGCUUGCUCUAUUUUAGGUGUGAACUAGAAAAUUGAAGGGUUCCCCCUGCGCGCCCCCCCCCCCCCCCAUAUCUUCAAGUAUAUUACAGUAAUCCUAAACUGCAGGGUCUAAUUACCCCAAACAGUGUGAGGUAACCUCUUUAGUGGAUCUCUUGCAGCUGGCAGAGGAAAGGCAGUAGCUAUAUACUUAUAGGGCAUAUAGAAUUACUCUCACAUGUUGCUUAUCCCCUUCCCAAAAGUGCCUCAAUACCUGUUCUCAAGUGGCCUGUACCUCAACAGAAUAUCUACCUUAGACCCAUUCUUUCUUCACUUUAUCCUUGUCUGCAGCACACCCUAAAGCCGAGAUGUUAAACCAGCAGAGGACUGGUUUACAAAGAAGUGGUAAACACUUAAGGAACUGCAGUGGGUAGGAUGCUAACUAAGGAGCUGGCAGGGAAAAGAUAAGGUGCAACUUAAAUUUCAGUUGUGCUUAACUCUAAGCUAUACUCUUUUGGGUGUUGUGGCUGGGAGCUGGGCAAGGGCUUUCUUCAGCAAGCAUUCCUGGAGCAGGCUGGGAGCAAAGACUGAAACUUGGAAUCCCUCUUGUUGCAUGAAAGCCCAAACCACAGGCACAGAGCCAGGCCCCUGCCGGUUGCAGCAGUGUGCUGGGUGAGAGCCUGGUGGGCUCCUGCCUCCCGAGCCCCUCAAACUUCAGAAGAUCCAGGCACAGCAGUGCCAAGCGGCUCAGCUGGGGCAAAAUAGGAAUAUUACUGAGCACACGCAGAGAUGCCGCUUGAAAACUCAAGGCUUUGGUUCUGGUUGCGCUAGGUGGAAGCUGGGUAGGGGUUCUUGGUGAUAAUUUGGCUGCUGAAAGAUAUUGAAAAUAACUUCAGAUCUAAAAUACUAGAUUUGGCCCAAGGCAACACAACUAGAGCCAAGACAGCAACACUACUGCAGCCUUCUGUCCAUUCGGAUGUGACUCAUCAAGCAGCUGCCUGCUCCAGGUACUCAGCAGACCGGGGAGAAGCCCCUUGCACAGAGCCAGGGGAUGCAGUGGAGGCACGGUCUGUUUAGUAUUGCACCUGGGAUUGGACACCAGUUUACCUUCUGGCUGGAGGUCAAGUGCCUGUUGUUUUGUAGUGUUUGCAGUUGGUUGUUUCAUUCCUGACCUGCCGUCUGGAGAGCAAAUGACUACCAAGAAUCCACCCUUGUUUGUGAGGGCUUGAUUUUUCAUCUUGGCUGGGGGCUGUGCUCAGGCAUCAGCACUGCAAGGGCCGCGUGAGAGCUGUAGUGCUGAGUGCUCUUGCACAGGGCGUGUUCUGUUGCCAGAAUCCUGUUUCCUUCUUUUCACGUAGCUCUGAUCACAGCUAGGCUAGCAUUUUGGACCGUAUUUUUAAACUAAUGGAUGCUUUCUAAUGGUCACAAAUGAAAAAUUUCAUCAGUACUAAACAAGCAAAGUUCUGAAGUUGGGUCUUUUUUCAUUUUGAUGACUGUAGUACACAAAAUAAUCUGAGGUUAUAAACCUUCCCUACAGUUAAUUUCAGCUAGAGAGGUAUGGCGGUACUAGCAAAGCCCUAGUAAGGUAGAUGUUGCUAUUUGGGGGGGGGGGGGCAGGGGGGGGCCGUGCUUCUGGCAGCAUAGUCUCUCACGCACUGAACCAGAGCAAGCUCAUGCUGCAGCAUUUCAGAAUGUAAUCACUGGAUUCUUUUGCUGUGAAAUAGGGGAGUGGAGGGGUGAACACAGCCCCAGCUGCCACGCCGGGGUAGAGCCCAGGUCUUCAGUAGAAUGUCUCAUUCCAGGCAUGAAACAUACUGAAGGUCAGCAUAUUUGUAUGUGUUUUUUCCAACAGGAGCAGACACAUACAAUAGGAGUAGUGUCUACUCCAGUAGGUUACACAACAGGUGCAAGUGUUUCCCAGUGAGACAUGGAGAGGUGAGGCAUGUCAUUUCCUGUACCUAGUGAAGGCAGACGCUGUGCAGAACUUUUUAAUUUGGCUUGGUCUGCUGGAUUUCGGCACUAGGAAGGUUACAGGAACAGUAUUGCUUUGACUCCACGUAUGCAUCUGUGCUUCAAAGUGCAAGCUGCGUAUUGUGAUUAAAAAAAGGAGGGGUGGGGCGUUCAUAAGAUUUAAGCCACCACUACUUGACUCUGGCAGCACUAGCUCGGGCCCAGACGGAGCAGGGACUGCAGGGCUGGCUCUUGGCAGUGGCGCUCCAGUUGUGUACACCGAAGUGAAUCUCCCGAGUCGUGUACUUGGUGGAGGGAUGAGAACUGCGCUGGCUGGGAAGGGGUCAGCUGCAGUUUACCAAUACAGCCAGGGGAACCACAACGCAACACGGCUGAGAUCCACCUCCUUAAGUUAAAUAACUUUUAUCAGGUUUUUUCCCCUACUUAGAGCUGACCCUCUCUCGGUCUCUUAGGUAGGCUGACUUGCUUCCUCCAAGCUAGAGGUCUAUGGUUAUGCUGUAGAAGUGGGGGAGCUACAGUUAGCUUCCAGUGGAAGCUGCUUUUGAUCUCCCUGCAGUAUCUGCAGGGGAGGGAAGGAACACUUGAUUUGGACAGAAGAAGCUGCAGAGGAUGCAUCUUCCUGCUAUACCUUUAGGGGGUCUGUCCCCAUUUUUAACUCGCAUUCUAAGCUUUCGUUCAAGCAUCAAGCUAAAACCCAGUCAGACCAAAAGAAUGCCACUUGAUUUGUUAAGUAGCAAAGAGUAAUGGGACUGACUGAAGCAUGCAUGUUAGGGGAUAUCUUCUGCUAGGCUUCUGCUGGGUGUAAGCAGAUAGUGAUGGACUUCCAGGAAUUUCAAAUUCUGUUCUCAAGAGGCCUGCCUGGGGGAAGAGACCCUGACUGGUCCUUAAGUCACCCAUUAUUCAAGGAACUGGUCCUAUUGUUCCUUUUAAUAUGCAAGUGCAGCCCUCCUGGGGAAAACUGUCUAAAGCUUCUUGUGCCAUUGGGUUAAUAAAAGUGUUUCCACCUUUACAAGUUCUUUCCAGGUUCACUGUUCUAUAUUCAGUUGAAGUGAAGGGGUACAUAACAUUUUUUCCCUCUGCUAAUGGGACAGUGCUGUAAGACCAUGCCCCCUGGUUGCACUUUAAUAAAUGGUACAGUUUUCAAAAACA
Messenger RNA from Falco peregrinus (peregrine falcon), 7826 nucleotides. It is a transcript of the gene BCL2L13, whose product is annotated as BCL2 like 13. Gene Ontology annotation, biological process: regulation of apoptotic process; apoptotic process. The transcript is spliced from 7 exons. Bases 244 to 1659 code for a protein of 471 amino acids. The record is from RefSeq and is a predicted model, not a curated record. Gene Ontology annotation, cellular component: mitochondrion. Lineage: Eukaryota; Metazoa; Chordata; Aves; Falconiformes; Falconidae.